This is a messenger RNA of Mycosarcoma maydis (corn smut), 396 nucleotides long. RefSeq lists its product as uncharacterized. Bases 1 to 396 code for a protein of 131 amino acids. The transcript has a single exon. The record is from RefSeq and is a predicted model, not a curated record. NCBI's taxonomy places the organism in Eukaryota, Fungi, Basidiomycota, Ustilaginomycetes, Ustilaginales.
AUGCAGGUGAUAGGAAUGCGGAGACAGGAAGCAAAUGAUGAUGAUCGAAUGAGCGAGACGGAUGAGGUUAGACAGGAUAUCGACGACGUACGUUGCAAGGUCCAGAGCAGGAGCGUGCGCGUGUGUGUGGUGAGCGAGUUGAUGAAUCGGCAGGUGGAGUUGGAGCGAGCGCGCAAACGACAGUCAGCCAGUCAGCCAGCCAGCGCUGUGACGGCAGCCAGGCCAAAAGGCAAAGCAGCGCGCGCACUUUCGACCUUCGUUCUUUUUUUUGGCCUCUCCAAGGUGGUCCAAGCCUCACACACGCGCUUGAAUCUAGCACGUCGGGCUAGAGAAUUCAACACCGAGCCAGUGGACAGCGGACAGCGGACAGUAACAGGUCGCCAGCACGAAUUGUGA